Yamadazyma tenuis ATCC 10573 is the source of this 2531-nucleotide messenger RNA. RefSeq lists its product as uncharacterized. Lineage: Eukaryota; Fungi; Ascomycota; Pichiomycetes; Serinales; Debaryomycetaceae. The record is from RefSeq and is a predicted model, not a curated record.
CACCCUUUUCUUUCCAGUUCGAACGCCUAUAAGCUGGUAAUAUGACUAUGGCAUAUGUGAUAGGUUUAAGGGAUUUAGCCCGAAGCCAGAGGGCCAAUACGGUUGCCAUACAUAUAAAGACAAUGCUAUUGUCACUGGUUCGCCAUUAUGCCUCACACAAGGGUAGCUAUAAGUCUCCAGACUCGUCCAUAGAGACCGAUGAGAUCAUCUCAGAAAACAACCCAUGGUCUCCCACAUUGCUUACUGAUAGAGUCAAGGUCCGCAAGCCUGGAUAUGUGAGGCUGGUAGAAUUGCCAGAGAAUUUGCGGUUAUCGUACCAACCAUUAUAUGAAGCUCCUGGCUCCAAAUACGUAGCGUUGUUAAAGAGACUCACCAUAAGCGUGGGAGUUUUGGGAUGUUACGGAGCCAAGUUGUUCUACGAUUCGCCCCACUUUGAUGACUACUAUGCGGUAUCGACUCUUGCCGCUUGUUCUGUACCGGCAAUGGUGGUGCAAUAUAAGACUCGUGAAUAUGUCACAAGAAUCUUUAGAUUGUAUGACAAAAACAAGCCUCAGACGCUAGAAAACUUGGUGAACGACGAGCAAUUGAUCGUGGAGAAGUUGAACUUCACUGGGGGUAAGACAUUCAACCAGUUGGUUCGUGUUUCAGGGAACGAUUCGCUAAAAUUGGUACUGACUCCUAAGGUACCGCUUUUAGCAUCGUAUGCUGUGUGGCAAGACAAAGAGCCCGAGUCGGGUACUGUGAGAAAACACUAUAUUGUGGAUGAUAUCGGUGGGAUGAAGAUGGACCGACUUUGGGGAAUCGUGGAGAAGAACUCAGGAGAAGAUAAUGGAAGGUACAUCGACUAUAAUAAGAGCCAGUGAAUCCACCAGCUUUGAACGUCGGUAUCCCACUUCACCUUUACCAUUCCACCAAAUUCCUGCUUUCAUAUGUAUUCUCAUAUCUUGUAAAUAUUUCACUAAGAAUCCGCGCGGCUCAUCCGUAAAAAACUGAAUGCCUCACAAGCUAUUUCUUCCCAACACCACAUUACUAUGGGAAUGUUUUCAGCUGCCAGAGGCUCAAAUCUCUAUUACUCAGGGAAUAACCAGAUGAGAUCACACCCCGAUCUCCAACGAAGACGCAGCCCCACCCGAUCUCAUGAAGCCGACUCUGAGAUAUCCUCGGGCCAAGAAAUCAAACCUUCUCCUGAACAGGAAUCUAAGGAGCCCAAAUCCACUGAAGACGACGAUACUACCGAAGAACUCGGAAAACCAAGGGAGAAGAAGGUGGUGAAGUCGCGCAACAGAGAGCGGUUUGAUCCCACCACCUCCAAAAAUACAAAACUCAAUUCACUCAUCUAUCAUACGACAGAUGACUCGAUCGAUGUUUAUACCAAAGAAAACGACUCGUCAGACUUGUUGGGGAGAAUUUACUACGAUGAUUUCGACCUGGAAUCUUCCACUCCCAUAAUAUCUACCAACACCACGCCAUUGAUUUCACCCAGUGGUUCGGUUAUAGGAAAUGAUUACUUUACCAGCAGACCAUUCAUCCCUUCUGCUCUUUCCACUGCACCAGGCUCCCGGUCGACAUCCUUCACGAAUCUUCGUGUUUUGCACUCAACCAGCUCCAUAGACGAGAAGUCCCGGGAACACUAUAAGUACGAACGGGGGAUUUCGUUUGAUACAUCCACCAACAUCGAGCGAAUAUCCUUAACCUUGAAGGCCAAGCACCCCAAGUUCAAAUUUAGAAGGAAUAACAAGACGUUUUUGGCUGGCUUCAACGGCGACAGCGAGUCGUUGAAGGCCAUUGAAUGGUUGUUUGACGAAAUGAUCAUUCAUGGCGAUACAAUUGUCAUCUUGCAAGUUUUGGACGAAAAAUUGCACCAUGAUAUUGACCGGGCCCAGUGCAACCGGCAGCUUGAACUUAUUGAAGAUCUCAACGUCCACAACAAGAAGAUCUCCAUUGUGUUUGAAAUCGUGAUUGGCAAACCGCAAAAGCUCCUCAAAAAAGCCAUUGACGAGUAUACGCCGCAGAUGAUGACAAUCGGCAUGCACUCACCGGACAAGGAACUGAAGGGAUUUUUUGCCAAAACCACCGUAUCCAAGUACUUCUUGGAGUACGCGUUGGUGCCGGUGAUUGUGGUAAAGCCCACAUACGACUAUAUUAAAGAAUUGACCAACCCCAUAGAUAAUCAACAGUACUUUCAGAACUGGUUGAAGAAUAUCGAUAUCAGUGAAACGUUCAUCAAGGACAAGAAAAAGAAGAAGAUGAAGAGCCCAUUGGGGUCUCGGUCCUCAUCUCAUGUGAGUUUGGUGGCCUUGAACGAAGAAAGAGGAAGAUCCCGACAAGUGCCGUUAGACGGGACCGAAGACGCGAAACUGCUGUUUCUGAUAUCAGGAUCCAGGUCCCCUUCUGCUACCCGAUCACUCUCACCGACCGGUGACCGCUCCGACUCAAGGUCAUCGCAGAAGCGGUCGACCCUCUCGAAGUUGUUUCACCAUCGAUAAGGAGAGUUAGGUAUGUACGUGCGAAUGAACAUUUUUACUAGUCGG